GUUAGUGACAAGUGAAUUCAGUCACAUCUGAAUUACAUAACACGCGCUUUAUCUUUACCAUUAGAUGUUUUGUCAAGCGUUUACCAGGGCUGUUAAAAUCAGCCAACUAGGACUGAAUAAAGUUACGUGGCAACUAACGCGUGAACGAAGUGGACAAUUUCUUAUACUACUUCCUUCAGCUAAAAUGUCCUGCCAAAACAAAGGUUCUUGUCAGGAUUUGCAAAAAAAACUUACACCUCAACAGUUUAAAGUGACCCAGGAAAAGGGUACAGAAAUGGCUUUCACUGGCAAUUUUUACGAUCAUCAUGAAAAAGGAACAUAUACAUGUGUCUGUUGUGACAGUCCACUAUUUAGUUCUGACACCAAAUAUGAUUCGGGUUCUGGAUGGCCAUCAUUCUACAAGACUCUGGAAGUGUCUCAGUCAAUGGAGAGUGUAGAACGUAUAUCAGAUGCCAGUCAUGGAAUGAUAAGGGUGGAAGUAGUGUGCAGAAAUUGUAAGGCACAUUUAGGACAUGUUUUUGAUGAUGGGCCAAGGCCAACAGGAGAACGCUUCUGCAUUAAUUCUGCAUCCUUGAAUUUUAUAGGAAGUGAGAAAGAAUAAUGAUGAAUUUAUAUUGUUUUGUGAUGUAUUUGAAGCUAGAUGUAAACUAGUGGAUCAAAAGAAUACUUGUCUGAGUAUCCAGA
Molecule: messenger RNA, 684 nt
Organism: Daphnia magna
Lineage: Eukaryota; Metazoa; Arthropoda; Branchiopoda; Diplostraca; Daphniidae
Product: peptide methionine sulfoxide reductase MsrB-like
Biological process (GO): protein repair; response to oxidative stress
Cellular component (GO): cytoplasm
Molecular function (GO): peptide-methionine (R)-S-oxide reductase activity
Source: RefSeq, a predicted model, not a curated record